AUGUCCGAAGGCGAAGGUAUAUUUUUAGAAAAGACAAACUCCGACCUGGGAACAGAUCAAGAAGAAGUACCGCCACUUACACAACCAAACACAAAGCGCACGGAAACUACCGAUUCAUUCACUAACAUAGACGACUUUUUCUCUCUUGAUAUGGUAAGCGACGACAUGGAUUUCGAACAAGCUUACUCUGCAUAUUCUUUACUUCAAAGAAAGAACGCUCUCAAUGCCGUCGAGCACUUGAAGAAGGUUCAGAUUCUCAACCAGCAAUUUGACUCGACUUUCGCUGGUGGCUACAACGACAACUUUAGCUUCGAUGUGCCACAGCACACGGUGGGGGUUCCACAGUCACAACAACAACAACAACAACAACAGCAGCAGCAACAGUACCUCCUUCAACAGCAACAACAACAACAACUAGCCCUCCAGCAGGAACAACAACAGCAAUUCCUCCAGCAACAAGGAAACGUCCAAGCUUCAUCACUGAACGACUACAGUUUCCACCGCUCUCAGAUCAUGUCGAAGCCGGAAAGUACUGUUGAUGACUUUGACCACUUCUUCUCCAACACGGAGUCAAAUGCCUUGGAGCAGUUCUUGGAUAAGCUUGCCAACCCUACGUCAUCCGAUACCCCACAAUCGCAAGCCGAAUUCUACACUCACCAGCCUCCAAUGAACCAAUUGCACCAAGCUUCCUUACUGGAACAAUCUCCAGUUCAUAACCAUUUGGUGGAGACUGAGCGCCAACAGCAGCCACAACAUCAGGACCAAUUCCUUCUUCAAUCAUUCAACACCAACAAUUCUGCAUACGAUCUUCACACUAUGAUGCCAUUGAUAACUCCACCUCCUCAGAAGCAUGCUUCUUCCUCAUCCUCGCAAUCUAAUUAUAUCAAGCACGAGCUUACGGAAGCAUUCAGCCACCCACCAUCAGUCUCUAGACUUUCCAAACCAUUAUCUCCUUCAAGUCACGAGCAAUUGCCAACUCCUGUUACUAGCAGUAAGCAAUCGCCUCCUUCAUCUUUGAACAAGAGAGCAUACACUGACGAACUGGAUUCAUCGGACUCUUCCAUAAUCGAUGACAAUUCCCAAACUAAGAAGAGAAAGAGAUCUUCCAUGAAACAAUUGCUUACUCUUGAACAGAAGAGAUUAAACCACUCUUAUUCGGAACAAAAGAGAAGACAAUUGUGUAAGGUUGCUUACGAAAGAUGUUUGAGGUUGAUCAUUAAUUUGGAUGAGUAUAUAAAUUUGCAUAAGGAUGGAAAGAAAACGAUUAAAAGAAAGCAAAAAUUGAAGGAUGGUUUACCAAACAUUUCCAAGCACACGGCGUUGGUCAAGAUUAGCAACGAGAUCAUAACGAUUCAAGAAAAAAAUAACGAGCUUCAAAGGUUGUUAAUGGCAUAA
Dujonia railenensis is the source of this 1395-nucleotide messenger RNA. NCBI's taxonomy places the organism in Eukaryota, Fungi, Ascomycota, Pichiomycetes, Serinales, Debaryomycetaceae. The record is from the annotation of a GenBank genome assembly.